Amoebophrya sp. A120 is the source of this 475-nucleotide messenger RNA. The record is from the annotation of a GenBank genome assembly. Lineage: Eukaryota; Dinophyceae; Syndiniales; Amoebophryaceae.
AGAACACUCCUCUUCUUCGUCUGCAACAGAAGUUUCGCAGGAACAGGAUGCAAAGCCUGACAAAGUCCUCGUCAGUACAACAUCGGCUGGUCUACUCUCCCCUCCUCCCUCCCCCACUGGCACUGAACAUCUCCUGCAGGGUCCAACCUUAACCGCGAUGCUGGCACGGCAGGAGAAAAAUGUCAACGAAAAAGCAAGGCUGAUUCAAAGGCAAAACACGACAAAAUCCCCGCUCCUUUUAGAAAAGCAGAAGAAGCAGAAAGAGGAAAACGCGCACGAGAAGCUGAAAAUCUGGGUAAAGAAAUACCGGGAAAAGCAGAAAAGGUUGGAAACGGACAAGGAAUUUCGAUUGAUGAAUGCAAAGAAAAACCGAGACUGGUUUGAAGUGGAUGCGGAAAAGCAUAAGCCCGAGAACGAUUUCACCCGGAAACCGACGGAGAAGUUUCUGGAGUUUGAAUUGGAGAGGAAACACGCG